AUGGCAAUUUUUGGCUUUCAAUUGGUCUCCACCUUGAUCGGCGUCAGUCUUCUUUCAAAGAUCACUGCGCACUUCUCAUUUACUAGUGCAUUUGUCUUUGGUGGCAUCUAUCGCCGACUUUUGCCCACUGACAAAGAGAUAUUAGAAAGUGCCGGACUCACCAAGGUCAAAUCAAAGGGAAAACGAAACAAUGGAACAAGUGGUGGAGGAGACGGCCGUGUCGAAUUAGAAACCUUUCAUUUUCCUCGCACUACCCCCCUCAAACUAAAGAGUGCUGAAGUUCAGGCGCAUGAAAUUGCUGUCCUGCCCUUUUAUACGGAACUCGUCUGGCUUGUUGAUUUUUCUGUUUGUGCAAUGACUGUCCUCUUCGUCAAUGACUUUGUAUCAUUUUGUCGGCAAAUACUUUCUGCGUCUCUAUCUAGCAAUAGCUCCAAUUCCUCAUUUUUUCACUCAAUGCAAAGUUUCUUUGCUCCCAGCACCAUCAACUUAAAUCUUGUAUGGGCACUCCUUGUAGUCUUUUUUGCGCUCACUUCUCUUGUUUCGGUUCUUCGGGUCUAUCUCGGCCGAGGUGGUGGAAACAAGAAGGUUGAACAGGGAGGUGGUAGUAACUCAGAGUGGCCUCUCAUCAUGGUUGCAGGAUUUUCAUCAUUUGUUUUCGCAAUGUUUUGUCUGUCACUUGAUGAAAACUUCUUGGAUCUGCGAAUCUCACCGGCCUACGGCAAUUUAACUUUUUCAAUCACUUCAAACACAGAUGGCGGCUUGGCCAUUAGUUGGGGCAUGUUUCAGGCAGGUCUUGCAUCGUUCGCUGCCAUCAUCGGCAUGCUGUUUACCUUCCCGAGCCUUCAAUAUGGCCGUGUGUAUAUACAAACGCUACAGAACUCGGGAAUCUCCUGGUUAACCCGCCUACUUUUUCACCUCAAUCUAAUUGCCCCCCAACUGACCCUCCUUUUGUGGGUCGUGCCACUAACGGCUCGACUUCCCGAAUUGAUGUUGCAACGCGCGAGUUCGGGGAUCGGAGAUAAACUGGGCCCUAUUUGGCUCUCAUUUUCAGUCUUUUGUGCUCGCAUAUUUUCCUUCGAACGGAUUUCCAGCCUGCGUCUCCUUUUUACCCUCAUCACUGUAGUGCUUCGUGUAGCUAUGACAAAAAUGCAUAUGCAGGCUUUCCUCGAUACCGCCCAAAUUCGUCUUGAUCGUCUUUCUCAUGAGCCUGGGCGUGUCACCAAUAUCGAAGUACAGCGAAUUGUAGCUAGCGUGUUCCAUUGUUUUAACUUUGCUGCUCUACAGUACCUGGCUCCUACCAUCCUGCUCAUCGGUCUCGCCUGUUCCUACAAGGUCUCCACUGGCACAGGGUGGCUCCCCCUCAACCAGCAGCCUGUCUUUCGCCCAUCUGAGCGACAUUCGUUACCGAAUGCGUUGGAGACGGUCCUACAAAUUUUUGAUGGACAGGAAUGGGAUUCGGUGUUCACGGCAUCUUGGUUUGCUGUGCUCCAACAGACGCGGGAGGCGUUCGGAGUGAUGUGGGACUCUAUCAGUUAUCAGGCAAGCAGUGUAUGCGAAGGGGUGUUGGGGUUUGCUCUCUUCUGGUGUCUUGCUGUGUGGCAAGCUGUCACCGUCACAGGAACGGCCUACUAUCGCUUCGUAGAAUAA
Messenger RNA from Mesocestoides corti, 1647 nucleotides. Lineage: Eukaryota; Metazoa; Platyhelminthes; Cestoda; Cyclophyllidea; Mesocestoididae. The record is from the annotation of a GenBank genome assembly.